AUGGAGUCGCAGUGCGAUUACUUCAUGUACUUCCCGGCGGUGCCGUUCGCGGCCCGGGAGCUGCUGUCGGGGGAACCGGGCCGGUACCGGGCGCUGCCCCGCCGCAACCACCUCUACCUGGGCGAGACCGUGCGGUUCCUCCUGGUGCUCCGCUGCCGCCCCGGCAGCGGCGGUGGCACCGGGCCGGGCCGGCCGCCCUGGGCCGAGCUGGCUGCCUCGCUGGCCGCCCUGGCCAGCGUCAGCCCCGGCGGCACGGAGGCCAGCGGGGACCGGGAUGGGGACGGGGACCCGGAUGGCACCGGCGACAGCACCGGCAGCGGGGCCUCGCCGGAGCCCACCGUCUUCCGGGACUGCAGGGCCCUGCUGACGCACAGCCAGGGCCCCCCGGGGCGCCCCGCUGCCGGGAUACCGGUGGAGGACCCCAUCGUGUCCACGGACGAGGUCAUCUUCCCUCUGACCAUCUCCCUCGACAAGCUGCCGCCUGGCACCGUCAAGGCCAAGAUUGUGGUGACAGUGUGGAAAAGGGACACGGAGCCGCCCGAGCUGCAGGAGGGCGGUGGGUACCUAAGCCUGCUGCAGACGCGGGCACCUGCGCACGUCUUCCGCCAGGAGCAGGGGGCCUUCAAGGCGCAGGUGAGCACCCUGCUGACAGUGCUGCCCCCACCUGUGGUGCGAUGCCGCCAGCUCACCGUGUCUGGGAAGUACCUCACUGUGCUCAAAGUGCUCAACGGCUGGUCCCAGGAGGAGAUCUCGCUGUGGGACGUGCAGAUCCUGCCCAACUUCAAUGCCAGUUACCUGCCCGUCAUGCCCGAUGGGUCCGUGCUGCUGGUCGAUGAUGUCUGCCACCACUCAGGCGAGGUGCCUGUGGGUGCCUUCUGCCGCAUGGCCGGCGCUGGCUCGGCCUGCCCCUGUGCCCUCAGCGCCCUCGAGGAGCACAACUUCCUCUUCCAGCUCCAGGCACCUGAGAGGCCCCCUGAGGACGCCAAAGAGGGCUUGGAGGUCCCACUGGUGGCCGUGAUCCAGUGGUCAACGCCAAAACUGCCCUUCACCAGCAGCAUCUACACACAUUACCGGCUGCCGAGCAUCCGGCUGGAGCGGCCGCGCUUUGUGAUGACGGCUGCCUGCGAGUCCCCAGUGCGGGCCCGGCAGCGCUUCACUGUCACCUACACGCUGCUCAACGACCUCCAGGACUUCCUGGCCGUGCGCCUUGUCUGGACACCUGAGACCGCCACGGCCGGGAAGAAGCUGUCUGGGGAGGAGCGCCGGGCCACGCAGGCAGCGCUGGAUGCCAUCGUGUGCCACACGCCGCUCAACAACCUGGGCUACUCGCGCAAGGGCAGUGCCCUCACCAUCCGUGUGGCUUUCCAGGCGCUGCGGGCUGGCCUCUUUGAGAUGUCGCAGCACAUGAAGCUGAAGCUGCAGUUCACAGCCAGCGUGGCCAACCCGCCACCCGAGGCCCGGCCCGUGUCACGCAAGAGCAGCCCCAGCAGCCCGGCCGUGCGGGACCUGGUGGAGCGGCACCAGGCUGGGCUGGGCCGGUCCCAGUCCUUCUCCCACCAGCAGCCGUCCCGCAGCCAUCUCAUGAGGUCAGGCAGCGUGAUGGAGCGACGUGCCAUCACCCCGCCGGUGGGGUCCCCCGUGGGGCGUCCCCUCUACCUGCCCUCCGAGAAGACGGUGCUGUCCCUGGACAAGAUUGCCAAGCGGGAGUGCAAGGUGCUGGUUGUGGAGCCUGUCAAGUGAUGGGGACCUGGGGGACAAUGGGGAUGGACAAAUCCUGCUGCGUCCUGGAGACUGCACUGGAAGGGGACAAGCUUUGGGGGGGGGGGGGGGUGCAGAACACAGGGGCCUGGGGCUCUGUCCCCGCACUCCCAGGCGAUGAACCUGCUGCUUCGCUGGGACUGGACUGGAACGUGCCAUCGGGGUACCAAUGGGGACAGGGGUCUGUCCCCAGCCUAGGGGUGACAAUGCUCUGGGGAUGGGGGUGGCAUGAGGGAAGCGGGGGGACGUCCUGCGGCUGGUCCCAGCGCUGUUUACACCCCUUCGGCUUCCUGCGUUGCCUUGAAUUUGGCUGCUUGGGGUGGGAGGAGGGAUGGGGGGAACAAGGGACCAGGACCUCUCCCUGAGGCCAUGGAGGACACUGGGACCUGUCCUUGGGGCGCAGAGCCAAAAGCGGGUCCUGCACUGCCAACCCCCAUUCCCCGCUGGGGAUGGGGAUGUCUCCGUGCCUCCCAAUGUGGGUGGCACCUCCACUCCCUGUUAUUUAUUUGUCUCCGCACUGGCUGCCGUCCGUGUGUGUGUGCGCGCGUGCCAAUAAAGCGCUGGCCUGGA
Molecule: messenger RNA, 2328 nt
Organism: Aquila chrysaetos chrysaetos
Lineage: Eukaryota; Metazoa; Chordata; Aves; Accipitriformes; Accipitridae
Gene: TRAPPC14
Product: trafficking protein particle complex subunit 14
Exons: 11
Coding region: 1-1740 (579 amino acids)
Biological process (GO): cilium assembly
Cellular component (GO): TRAPPII protein complex
Molecular function (GO): alpha-tubulin binding
Source: RefSeq, a predicted model, not a curated record